Molecule: messenger RNA, 864 nt
Organism: Brenthis ino (lesser marbled fritillary)
Lineage: Eukaryota; Metazoa; Arthropoda; Insecta; Lepidoptera; Nymphalidae
Source: the annotation of a GenBank genome assembly
AUGACUCUCCGCUGGGGAAUUGUAACUUCGGGGAAAAUCUCCCAUGACUUCGUCAAUGCAUUUAACAGCUAUCCUGAUGUUGGAGACCAGGUUAUAGCUGCGGUGGCUGCCCGGGACAAGUCCAGGGCAGAGGAAUUCGGCAAGAUUCAUAAAAUUGGAAAAGUGUUCGAUUCUUACGAUGAUAUGGCAACAAGCAAUGAUAUAGAUGUGGCAUAUAUAGGAGCUCUCAACCCAGACCACUACAGACUUGCAAAAUUAUUUCUCGAAUCUGGCAAACAUGGUAAAUUGGGUGAUGUACAAUUUGUUGAAGUCAAUUUUGGAAUUCUAAUUGCAAAUGUUGAUAGAUUAAGAAAGAAAGAUUUAGGAGGUAGUGCGAUUUUAGACAUCGGGAUUUAUGCUCUACAAUUUGCUCAGUUUGUAUUUAAAGAAGAACCUAUAAAGGUUACUGCCGUUGGCGAACUAAAUGAUGAAGGUGUGGAUGCGGUCGACACAGUCGUUCUGGAAUAUUCGGGUGGUAGAAGAGCCGUACUCAAUAUACAUUCAAAAGUAAAACUAUGGAAUAAAGCCACCGUGUACGGGUCAUCUGGAAGAGCAACAGUCGAGGAUCCCUUUAACUUCCCAAAUACUUUAAUCCACGUCGACGGAAAAGUGGAAGAGUUUCCUCUACAUACAUCCAGUUUGAGCUACAACUUUACUAACAGCGCGGGGUUGGUUUACGAAGCUGUUGAAGUUGCGUGCUGUAUUCGAAAGGGUGUAAUAGAGUCGUCGCGUAUGACUCAUCAAGAAAGUCUCGUGUUAGCUAAAUUGAUGGACACUGUACGAACUCAAGUCGGAGUUCAUUUCGAUGUUGAUGACAAAGAAUAU